This is a messenger RNA of Nymphaea colorata (pocket water lily), 1637 nucleotides long. RefSeq names its product septum site-determining protein minD homolog, chloroplastic. Gene Ontology annotation, cellular component: cytoplasmic side of plasma membrane; cytosol. Lineage: Eukaryota; Viridiplantae; Streptophyta; Magnoliopsida; Nymphaeales; Nymphaeaceae. Gene Ontology annotation, molecular function: ATP hydrolysis activity; ATP binding. The transcript has a single exon. The record is from RefSeq and is a predicted model, not a curated record. Gene Ontology annotation, biological process: negative regulation of cell division. The coding region runs from base 177 to 1262 and encodes 361 amino acids.
CUGAAGCUGACAUAAUUUCCGGCUUGCUAUCAUGCUCUGGCCUCACGUGCGAUGAGCCAAGAUCCAACCGACGCAGAAACUGAACCAAAAGGGAGGAGUCGGAGCCGAGCGGUUCCCACAUGUGCAGUUGUUUUCAAGGUCCGCAUGUUCGUCUGGAUCCAGUCCAAUAAUAUCGAAUGUGCACCGUCUCUCCCUCCUCUCCUUCCCUCCUUUCCCCUAGCUUCUGCUGCUGUUCAAGAAUGGGGAUUGUUUCGCUCAACCAUCUUCCCACCAGAACCACUUUCCCACCGUUUGUCUCUUCGUUCGCUUUAUACCCUCCUAAAACCCUGGUAACCCCUGUCACCCACCAUCCAGACAGCCACCACAAGUGCAAGAGGAAGAAGAAGAAGAAGCUCUCCGUCAAUGCAGUUCUACAGUGGAACCGUAGGCCGCAGUACGCUGGGGAGCCACCUCGGGUGGUGGUCGUGACAUCCGGAAAGGGCGGUGUUGGCAAGACCACUACCACCGCCAACCUCUCCCUCUCCCUCGCUCGCCUGCAAUUCAACGUGGUAGCCAUCGACGCGGACGUUGGACUCCGGAACCUCGACCUCCUGCUGGGCCUGGAGAACAGGGUGAACUACACGGCCGUCGACGUGCUGCAGGGAGAGUGCCGGCUCGAUCAGGCCCUCAUCUCCGACAAGCGAUGGUCCAACUUCCACCUCCUCUGCAUCAGCAAACCUCGCUUCAAGAUCCCCAUAACAUUCGGCGCUAAGGCCCUCGUCUGGCUCGUCGAUGCCCUCAAGUCCCGCCCUGAAGGCUGCCCUGACUUCGUCCUCAUCGAUUGCCCGGCCGGAAUCGACGCCGGCUUUAUCACCGCCAUCUCCCCAGCCAACGAGGCCAUCCUCGUGACCACGCCGGACAUCACCAGCCUCCGCGACGCGGACCGCGUCACCGGCCUGCUCGAGUGCGACGGAAUCAAGGACAUCAAGAUGAUUGUGAACAGGGUGAGGACGGAUAUGAUCAAGGGGGAGGAUAUGAUGUCGGUUUUGGAUGUGCAAGAGAUGCUGGGAUUGGGCUUGUUGGGCGUCAUCCCUGAGGAUGCUGAGGUGAUUCGAAGCACCAACAGAGGCUACCCUCUAGUCCUUAACAACCCCCCGACAUUGGCGGGGCUGGCGUUCGAGCAGACGGCAUGGCGAUUGGUGGAGCAGGACAGUAUGCAGGCUGUCAUGGUGGAAGAAGAGCCCAAAAAAAGAGGUGGAUUCUUCUCCUUUUUCGGUGGCUGAAAAGAAAAGAGUCGGUUCAAUGAAGUGUUCUUUCUUGCUUUUCAUCUUCGUCAUUGGGUUUCGGUAAUUGAAUUGAAGAAGGUUCAAGAGCAAUGUGGAUGUGAGUAACCGUUAUGCAUAUGUGAAAAGUUCAAAACGGUUGCUAGAGUAAAUCACCCUUGUUUACUUGGAGUUCGGUUGCUUGUCUUCCGUAGUUGUUUCUGUUAAUGUUUAGUUUAGCCAAGUGGAUCGAAAUGUGUUCAACUUGUCCCUCCCAAAAGUCAGCUGUUUUAACUUGUGGGAAUUUUUUAUCACUGUGGGUUUUGUUUGGCCAAUUGUAUAUCUUUAAAGGAAUGAUUUGCAUGAAUUAUGGAAAACCACUGAUUCUAUUUUUUA